Molecule: messenger RNA, 942 nt
Organism: Papaver somniferum (opium poppy)
Lineage: Eukaryota; Viridiplantae; Streptophyta; Magnoliopsida; Ranunculales; Papaveraceae
Product: GDSL esterase/lipase At2g04570-like
Exons: 2
Coding region: 1-942 (313 amino acids)
Molecular function (GO): hydrolase activity, acting on ester bonds
Source: RefSeq, a predicted model, not a curated record
AUGGCAACCCAAUAUAGUCUACUAUUAUGUGUUCUUAACAUACUUGUAUUUUUGGUUCCGGAGAUCACGGGAACAAAUAAAAUUCCUGGUAUUAUUGGAUUUGGAGACUCUACGGUUGAUGCAGGAAACAACAAUCAAAUUCCAACCUUGGCAAAAGGUAAUUUUCUACCAUACGGACAAGAUUUCGGAGGUGGAAAACCCACUGGAAGGUUUUGCAAUGGUCGGUUGGCAACUGAUUUCUUGUCAGAUAUGUUAGGGAUUAAACAUUCGAUACCGGCAUAUCUGGAUCCAGAUUUUGGUAUUGAAGAUUUUGCUACCGGAGUUGCAUUUGCUUCAGCUGGAACUGGUUAUGAUGUUGCUACGUCGAAAGUGUUAGAUGUGAUACCCCUAGCAAAAGAAUUGGAAUACUUCAAAGAGUACCUGAAGAAGUUAACAUCCUUGUUUGGAAAGGAUAGCGCAGUAGAGACUGCAAGAGAAUCAUUGUACUUUAUCAGCAUUGGAACGAACGAUUUCAUCGUGAAUUACUUCACUGUCCCAGGACGUUCAUUUCAAUUUACGGUAGCGGAAUACGAGAAUUUUCUCCUUGGUAUUGCUAGAAAUUUCCUUAUCGAACUUUACAGUCUGGGUGCUAGAAAAAUAGGAUUAGUCGGGCUUCCUCCUAGUGGUUACCUACCAAUAGCAAAAACUGAGAAUCACGUUUCAGGGAGACCGAAUUUGGAAGAGUUAAAUGAAGCUAGUAAAGAAUUCAAUGUUAAGUUACAAAAUUUGGUAGUGAGCUUGAGUAAAGAGCUUGAGGGGAUCAAAUUGGUGUACGCAGAUAUCUACGGUCCUAUUCUACAUAUCAUUCUGAAUCCAAAUUUAUAUGGUAAAUUCUGGUUUUUGAUGUUUCAGCUAAACUGUGAACUAUUUAGAGUAAACGUGGUCACGGAGCAAAUAAUUUAG